Molecule: messenger RNA, 1083 nt
Organism: Staurois parvus
Lineage: Eukaryota; Metazoa; Chordata; Amphibia; Anura; Ranidae
Source: the annotation of a GenBank genome assembly
AUGUUUUUCUCUGAAAAUGAUAUAAUCAAGACAUUAAAGUCAAAAUUGCUACCAACCCAGAACAAUUAUGAAUCUCUACCUACUACGUCUGCAGUAACAAAAACUACUGAAGUUUUGACUGCAAAGGAUGCUGAAAACCACAAAAAGGACAAAAGAUCAUUGGAAACAAAAUCUACAGAAGCAAUCCCAAUAUCAAAUAUUCCCUCCAGAAGUUUAAGUCCUGACAUUUUAAAAAGUGGUGAUUCUAUCAUAUUUUUGGAAACUACAGAUAAACUGCCACCAAGAUCACUGGUGCUAUGUGCCAUUGAAUCAGCAGCUCGCCACUAUCCUAACAGAUCAGUGGUCUUUUUCUUGAAAGGAAUGAAUGAAACAAAUAAAGAGGAAGUUCAAAAGAAACACCUUUCAGUAUUUUCAUCUAUUAAGAAUGUCUACUUCUUUCCUCUGCAAAUGGAAGUGAUUUUAGCAGACACACCUCUUCUAUCCUGGUACCAAAAGGUUGAUCCAACAAAAGAAAUAUACUGGGCCCAUGUCAGUUCAGAUGCCUGCAGGUUAGCAUUACUUUGGAAACAUGGUGGCAUUUACAUGGACACUGAUUUCAUAUCACUUCGACCCAUACCACAUCACAACUUUCUGGCUGCAGAGUCAAAGCAGUAUUCUAGCAAUGCUGUUUUAGGUUUCUCUUCCCACCAUGAGUUCACCUGGAAAUGUAUGGAAGACUUUGUUAAAAAUUAUCGUGGUGAAAUAUGGGGCUCCCAAGGGCCAUUAUUGUUUACUCGUAUUCGAAAUCAGUUUUGUAAUAUGGCUUCCUUUAAUGGAAAAGAGGAUUUUAUGUGUGGCAAUAUCACUAUCUUGAGCCCUGAACAUUUUUAUCCUAUUUUACUCGCAUCAUUCAAUCGGUACUAUGAAGUUUGGGACAAGGAACCGACCUUUGACAUUUCUUAUGCUCUGCAUCUCUGGAAUUUUGCAAAUCAAGGGAAUCAUAGGAAAAUAGUCCCUGGAAGUAACACACUGGUGGAGCAUCUAUACCAAAAGAAUUGCCCUUCAGUUUAUACUGAAUUAGCUAGAGAAAAGACUCCUGUAUAA